Molecule: messenger RNA, 6907 nt
Organism: Loxodonta africana (African savanna elephant)
Lineage: Eukaryota; Metazoa; Chordata; Mammalia; Proboscidea; Elephantidae
Gene: RGS17
Product: regulator of G protein signaling 17
Exons: 5
Coding region: 732-1430 (232 amino acids)
Source: RefSeq, a predicted model, not a curated record
UCCAAGUAAAAUAAAAUCCUUGAUAACAUCAGUCUUUUCUGCAUUUAUCACAAUGUUGCUUAUUGGUCCAGUUGUGAGGAUUUUUAUUUUAUGUUGAGGUACAAUACAUGCUGAAGGCUGUGGUCUUUGAUCUUCAUCAGUAAGUGCUUCAAGUCCUCGCUUUCAGCAAGCAAGGUUGUAUCAUCCCCAUAUCACAGGUUUUUAAUGAGUCUUCCACCAAUCCUGAUGCCCCAUUCUUCUUCAUGUAAUCCAGCUUCUCAGAUUAUUUGCUCAACAUACAGAUUGAUUAAGUAUGGUGAAAGGAUGCAACCCUGAUGUACAUCUUUCUUGAUUUUAAACCAUGCAGUAUCCUCUUGCUCUGUUUGAAAACUGCCUCUUGAUCUAUGUACUGAUUCCUCAUGAGCACAAUUAAGUGUUCUGGAAUUCUCAUUCUUUACAAUGUUAUCCAUAAUUUUUUAUGAUCCACACAAUCGGAUGCCUUUGCAUAGUCAAUACAACACAGGUAAACAUCUUUCUCAUAUUCUCUUGUUUCAGCCAAGAUCCAUCUGACAUCAGCAAUGAUAUCCCUCCUUUCACAUCCUCUUCUGAAUCCGGCUUGAAUUUCUGGCAGUUCCCUGUCGAUGUGCUGCUGCAACUGCUUUCGAAUGAUCUUUAGCAAAAUUGUACUUGCGUGUGACAUUAAUGAUACUGUUCAAUAAUUUCCACAUUCUGCUGGAUCACCUUUCUUUGGAAUGGGCACAAAUAUGGAUUUCUUCAGUGGGUUGACCAGCCAGCUGGGUACUGAAGUAGCUGAAAUGCGAAAAAGGCAGCAGACACAAAAUGAAGGAACACCUGCUAUGUCUCAAGCACCUGGAAACCAGAGGCCCAACAACACAUGUUGCUUUUGCUGGUGCUGUUGUUGCAGCUGCUCCUGCCUCACCGUUAGGAAUGAAGAACGAGGAGACAGUGCAGGAAGACCGGCGCAUACCACCAAAAUGGAGAGCAUCCAGGUCAUAGAGGAAUGUCAAAACCCCACUGCAGAUGAAGUCUUGUCCUGGUCUCAAAAUUUUGACAAGAUGAUGAAGGCUCCAGCAGGAAGAAACCUUUUCAGAGAGUUCCUCCGAACAGAAUACAGUGAAGAGAACCUACUUUUCUGGCUUGCCUGCGAAGACUUAAAGAAAGAGCAGAACAAAAAAGUAAUUGAAGAAAAGGCCAGAAUGAUAUAUGAAGAUUACAUUUCUAUCCUAUCACCAAAAGAGGUCAGUCUCGAUUCUCGAGUUAGAGAGGUGAUCAAUAGAAACCUCUUGGAUCCUAACCCUCACAUGUAUGAAGAUGCCCAACUUCAGAUAUAUACGCUAAUGCACAGAGAUUCUUUUCCAAGGUUUUUGAACUCUCAGAUUUAUAAGUCACUUGUUGAAAGUACUGCUGCUGGCUCUGCUUCCGAAUCUUAAUUUCCAUUUAAAAAAAGAAAAAUGAUUUUGAAGGGCCAGAAUGGGAAGUGAAAGUAGUUCAAUAACAUCCGAAACUGAGUUCCUGGAGAACUACAGGUUAGCAUUUCUCAGGCUACUGUGAAAACAAUACAACCAUUAUGGUUUCUGUCUCCAUUUUUAUCGAGGUUAUCUCUGGUUAAGUUUGGAGAAAAUAACACUUAAUACAGAUGAAUUGCCAAAUUAUUUGUUUUAUUCAACAAUUCAUUCUCCUUGCAAGCAAGCUGUAUUUGUAGUCCUCUGAACAGUCUCUUAGUGUACCGCCAGACGCUGCAUGUGCCAAGUAAAACCGCUUCAUUUGCCACAUAGUUGUUGUAAUAUUUAAUCCAAUGGCAUAACUUAUAUCUGUAUUUAAGGACUUUUGUGCAAUAUGGUCUUAGAGAAAUAGUUGCCAAAAACUGGCUGUGGUUUGCAUUUUUUAACUUCAUCUAAGACACAGGAAGCCAAUUUUUAAAAACGUAACAAUGGUAUUCAACAUGCUGUAUACUGUGUUCAGUACACUAAUUUUGAAGCCAAUAUUUCUGUACAUGAAAAAAGAGCUAUUUAUAACUGUUUGUUGGGAAAUCCCAAUGGAAGGGGGAGGAUUUCUCUGGUUGGCCACUGCCAAAACUGUGGCAUCUGCAUUACAGAAGAGUUUGCUAUGUAAAAAAAGAAGAAAAAAAAAAAAGCACAAAACAAUUUGAAGAUAGCCUAUCUCAACGACAAAUCAAUGAGUGAUAUUGUUUUUAAUUGUAAUAGAAAAAAAAUACAUGUAUAUAACAGAUGUCCAAUACUGUAAUUCAUUUAUUAAAGACUGGCUGUCCAGUUCCAAAAUGGUUGUGUAAAGUUAUGUAUUUCAGCAAGAGAAACAAAUAAUAAUAAGCUCGAUAACUUAAUUUUGAAAUAUAAAGGAUUUAAUAAAGGAAUGCCUACAUGUAGCAUACAAACUUUUCAUGAACAGCACCUGUCCAAUGGCAUAUUUUCCUUGAAAAUGAAAUCCAGUGACAAGCUAAGUUUUUAACCAAGAAAGGUUUUAUAAGGGUUAUGAAGAAGAUGAUUUUCUACUUCAGACCUUAACUGUUUUCACAUAGUAUCAUAAGAAUAACUUAUUUUAUAAAUGUUCAAACCAAACUAUUAAAUCUCAUCCAUAAUUACGAGGCACUGUAGUACUCAAGUUUUCUAGCUGCCAUAUUAUUUUUUAUAAGUACAACUAAAACUUUAAGACAGAAUACUUGUCUGAUACUGGCAUGUACUUUUGACACUCGAGAAAACAGUAUCCUGUCAUGUAGAAAAAAAUAAUAACCAAUGUCAUGUUUAUAUCAAAUGUUACAUUUGAACAUUGGUACCCCUUGAAGGCUAUUUUUUAAACCUUAAAGUGAAUGAACAUAAUACUGAGUAACCUAAACUGAAAGUUUUAAAAAUAUUUAUACCCACUGAGAACACUGGCCUUAUAUUAAGGAUGAUAUUAAAAUUACAGGUUUUCUUUGUCAUUUUUUUAACUACCUCUCAUUUUUUUUAAUUUAUUAAACAUAUUUUUAAAGAAAAAAGUUUGGGGUUUUCUUUUUAAAUUUAUUUUACUUGAAGGCUGACAUUGUAAGUUUCUUUUUUCCAUAAGCUUAAAACAUUUGAGGAAUUGUUUUUUAAAGUGAAUUUGAUUUUCUAGUUUCUAUAGAAUUCAGGAGAUAUGAUUCAAAGGGCUAUUAUCUAUUCCCUAUGCAAAUAUUUUAACUGUUGCGGCGUUUGACAAAAUGGGAUUCAAAAAAGUUUGCAGAGUAGAAAACAAUAUGUUCUGUUUACACUGGCGUUGCUGACUAUCCUACCAUAUUCAGCACUUUUAAAUACAUUAUUUAUGACAAUGUAGUUAAAAUGUAAGAUAGAAAAUAUUUAUAAUAAUCACUUCUUUUAAUAAAUGCCUGUUUUGUCUGAAAGUGUUACUGUGUUAAGACAUAUUUUAUCCAUGUCAAUUAGGUAUUUACUAUUUGAAUAAUAGUUUUCAGUAAAAUGUUGCUGUGAAAAAGAUAGCUAUGAAGAUGUUUACAAAAAGCCCUAUUUUUUUUUCCUAACCAGUGAAGAAAAACCUAAAAGAAUCAUCACUUCCAUUGUGAAGUUUUGUUGUUCCUGAAAUUAUUUUUCUUUUGAUUAGAAUUGAGUUGAUUAUGCUACUAUGAUGUAUGUGCAUAUACAGUGUACUAUCAUACUUGUUUCUGUGUUCGAGGCACAAUAAAUUGGUGCACAUGACUAGAAAAUAUGUAAUAUACACUGGCACAAUGCAUGCUUGUCUUUUUAAAUGUAGACUUUAUAUUCUUGUUGUUACUAUAUAUGAUGGUGACCUGCUAGCCGUAAGUUAUCUUUAUAAGAUACUUUGGUCUACUGGAUGAAUUGUCUGUUUGACAAUACCUUUAAUAUUUUACCAAAUGUAAAGGAUAAGGGCCCUUAUAAAGAGCCCUAAUCUCUCACCUGGGCAUUCGUAGAAUACAGGUUUUGCAAUUGGUAUACAUCCUUUUGAAUUAUGAUCAGGAAGUUGUGUUGAGGAUGGUUCUAGAGGAAAUGUAUACAUCAGAUGCUGGUAGGCAUGCUGUAUGAGCAUUUCUGUGCUAAACUAUUUUUGGGAGUCGGUUCUCAUUUAAUUUUAAAACACUUAAAAUUUCUGAGAGUGUAUCAGUAUGUGUAUUUGCCACUACCAGUAUAUCUUUUAAGUAUGGCGUAAUUCCUUCUGUUUAAGUUACCAAGCUAUAAUAAACAAGCCCUCAACUGGUCUGUCUACGCUACCAUUCCAAGAGCACAAUAUUUGUUUUAGUAGAAUUUGAGUUUUCCUAGUGGGUAAAUUACUCCCUGGGGGAAAAUUAGCACUUUAGAAGGAAUACUUCCUCCUUAAGAUUGCCAAAAUAGCUUUGUGUGCUGUUAGAGUCUGCCAAUGCACCAGGAGGAAGUGAGUGCACUUUCUGAAGUGCCUCAUUCAGAUGUGUCUAUAAUGGGAGGAAAGUAUACGUGUAUACUCUGAGAGCCAGACUUCUGCAGAGACUGAUCUCGUAUGGAGAUCACACUUGGUAACGGACGGUACUUCACUCUGGCUGCUGUUACGUUACCCUAAUGUAGUAUAGAUGCUCUGACAGUAUUUUAGAGGCAGCUUGAGGCACAGUAGGUGUACUGGCAUAUGAACAAUAAGAGCAAAACACAAUUUUUAUAUCAAAGUUAUGAAGUACAAAUGUCAAGACCAUAAUGUGGUCUUUUUUUUUUUUUUCUUAAUCUAAAAAAUAUGUACAUAGGAUGACCAGUUAUAAUAUCUGGUCAUGGUGCAUGAGACAUUUAUUAGGAUCCUUUAAUGCUGCCUAGGCUCUUACUUACAGAAUGAAAUGUAUAUUGGAUAUUUACCUGAUAGUUCCAUUUUGGGAAAGGACUAUAUAAAUAGGUAAAUAAUGUUUAUUUAUUAGGAGCAAAAAUACUUUUUCACCUCAUUGAGCUGAUUUAAAAUAACACCUGCUUAAUUUGGGGUUUAUCCAUUUUUUUCUUUAACUUAUGCUGAGAAAAGUAAAUCAUUGUAAUUGUGACAAAUGACAUUUGCAAAAAAUAUAUCAGAUGCUUUGGGGAAAAAUGUAAAGGGGACGAGUUUUUAAAAACUCAGGAAAAUAAGAACCCCUCUGAAAACCACCUAAAAUUUCAUAGAUCUAAAAUGCCUGUAGAUAGAAUCCUAUCAGAAAUAAACACUUUGAGCUUGAUACAUUGGCAAAUUAUUUUGAAAGGUGGUGAAGAUAUUUCUAAAACAUUUUCUUGGCCACGUAUUUAUAAUUGACAGUUUAUGAUCCUAAUUUUCAAAGUGUAUUUUGCAAAAAUUUUAUUUGAGUGCCUUUUUCAGUUCUUUAAAAGUUUUUGAUCACUAUAAAACGUUUGUUCUGAGACAACAGUAUUCACUACAUAAAAAUUUUAGUAAUCCCUCACUUGCUACCUUCGCAAAUAUUUAUCAGCAAAACCGAUACCAAAAAACUUGUUUCAAAAGAUUUUUUCUGCAACAUUCUUACUACAUGCCUGCAACACACAGCAGUAGGGAGUGUGUACUAUUGUUUACAAACACCCAUCAUUAAUUUCUUUGAGUAUUUUAGAAAUCGUUACUGUCACAGGUACAGUUCCCCUCCAGCCCAAAGCGACAUCUUUUCAGAUUAAUUCAAGGGGAAACUAAAAACUUGUAUUCUAAUGAAAACACAAUGAAAGGAAAGGUGUCACCCUAACUGUUAGCAGGAGCAGUUCUGAGGAUUAACUUUCUUCCUAGGACAAAAGCUCUAAGACGAGUGGGCAAAGGAAAGCCGUGAAGACAAUAACCAAAGGUAACAUUUCCUAACACGUCAUACAUGGUCAACAUCUGAAGUUCAUUCAAUCUUCAUUAUUUCUUAUAUUAAGUCUCCUUUCUGUUUCAGAUAUUUCAGCAUUUUAAAACUGACUUAAACUGAACUGCUGUUAUAGGGUUCCAGCUUUUAAAUAGUUAGAAAUACAUAUUUUAGAAUAAAAGUUACAGAAAUUGAAAACUAGUCUUGGAUACGUGUCCUUUCUAAACAUCUAGCUCUUAUUGCUGUAUUAAAAUGCUGUCACAUAUAAUGCUUACUCAUGAAAAGGUAUGCCCACAAAUUCAUAUACGGAGAGUCAUCUAAAAAAAAUUGGUAACUUAGAAUUAUGAAUUUUAUUUCGAGUUACAUUUUUCUCUCUCAUUCGACGUUGGGCAAAUCAUUUUACCUCUGUUUCCUCAUCUGCAAAAGAGGAACAUAUUUAGUUUACAGUAUUACUAUAAAAAUUAAAUGAAAUAAACAUGGAAAGAAUACAGUGCUAUAUAUAACACUAUUAUUUUUAUCAAAGUUCUCCAGAUCAAUAAUCCUCAUUUUCAAGACUAUCUGUAUUAAAUGUUAUUUUAAUGCCUUUCCCCUAUUUUUCCAAACAAUUUAAAAAUCUGAUUUAAUUUCCUAUUAAGGAAAAAAAAAGCUUAUUUUAAGAUGGAGGAAGUAUCAGUAUGGUAUUGUUCAGUAAUAUGAUUCACAAUCAUUGUUUUCAGCUCACCGAUAUCACUGAAUCGGUAAUCUAGAAAUAUAUUUCUGUCGAUGCCAUACAUAAGUAUAUGGUUAUUGUAAAGUGAGAGCUGUUUAAAAAUUUAAGUUAAAAAUAAAGUUUAAAUAAGAUAAAUCAUUGAAAGUUGUAUUUCCCAAAAGAAAUUUAAAAAUAUUCCCAAGGAUCAGAAUAUAAAUGUCAUCAUUUUCCAAAUAAAUAAAUAAAUGAAGGGAUUUGACAGCAACUACCAACAACAGAGCUAAAAGUAACUUAAAAGGGACUGACCAUUAGAAAACAUUGCCACUGACAUCCAGAAAAAAAAAACCAAACCCAGGCCGUCGAGUCAAUUCUGACUCAUAGCGACCCUGUAGAACAGAGUAGAACAUAGAAGGGAAAAAAAAAAAAAAAAUUUUUUUUUUAAUAUUAAACCAAAA